GAAGAAGCUUACCUCCUGCUUACAGGAAGUGUGGAGUGUCACCUGGCUAUCUGUUCGUCUGUCUGUGCUCGUUGUGUUCAUUGAAUCAAUCACAACAUACCGCUGGUCCAGAGAGCGGAUGCUGCCUUCACUUCCUCCUGGAUUCCAUCCUCCCAUUUCAGCUGAGCCUCAACUCCCUGUGUGUGCACCUGACUGUGCCUGUUGAGUGUAUGUGAGUGUGUGUGUGUUAAUUCGCUGUAGGCCUAUGUGAGUGUGUGUGUGUGUCAAUGCCUCCCCAGCCCACCAUGUCCCCGUGUCCCUCAACGCUCCAGCUGAGUCCAUCUGUGUGUCUUCGCCUCCUCUGCCUGCUGCUGCUCCUCACUGACUGCUCCUCCUCAGUAUCCAGAAGGGACCCGGUUCCGGCCGAGCCCCUAACCCAGCCCGACACAACACAAGCUAACUGCUCCACAGCAUGUGGUGUAGGUGUAAAUGCCACAGAUCUGUAUCUGAAAACUAACUCAAAAGGCAAACCGGAGGACCACUCCCUUCCCGACUUGUCUUCAUCCAACCACACAGUUAAUGACUCAAUAAACCAACUACCCAAUCAGCAGCUGGCAUCACUAGUCCAUCAGGGUCCAUCACCGGCGAUGGUCACUCAGGCUGCAGUCCCUCUUCCUUUUACAAGCACAGGCUUUUCCACACAGGUUGCUCAUACUGGACCCAUCACCAGCACUACUACAUCCACUACUAUGGAGCAUGUGACGAAUGUACACACAACCGCUUCACCGGUUACUUCUAAAGCCGCAACGUCUACAACUACGGCAACGUCUACUACAACAAGAACAUCUACCGCAGAACCAACAACUAAAGCUGCAGAACAACCUGCAACAACUGCAGACGCAACAACCACACUCACAAAAGCUAACACAAGCGUCGUUCUUCCUACAACCACAGGUACAAAGACGUCCCCUCCACCACCACCAUCAGCUGCCCCGCCACAGCCAAACGCCCCGAGCACCGGGAUGCCACCGGUUCAGACCUCUUUACCCAAAGCUCCUACGACCGUCACCAGUACCAGCGCUACCGCCGAUCGCGACAAGCCCGUCUCCUCGGGAACGAGAGUCGCCGUGGUAGACGUAGCGGGAGGCGCUCUGACCAGCCAGCUGGUGGACACGGCGUCUCUACUGGCCGUCCUGCUCUUCGGCCUGCUCUUCUUCUUGGUCACGGUGGCCGUAUUCGUCACACAGGCCUACGAGAGCUACAGGAGGAAAGACUACACCCAGGUGGACUACCUCAUCAACGGCAUGUACUCGGACUCCGGUGUGUGAGAGGGAGAGGGGGGGGCGGGGGGGGCUAAGCACAAUGCGCGGGGAUCUUUUUUUGCGCUUUGAGUCUGAGACUAUGGACUGGAUGGUAACGCGGCAAUGCUGUGAAUUCACAAGGUGAGUGUAGACAGUUCAUGGAGAAGGAGGAAUGGACUAAACUUGAGCACCAGCUCACUGAACUGACCCUGAAGCAGUCUCUGAUCUGUUCCUACCACAAAUGUUCCAGUUAACGCUUCCUUCUCUCCCUGCUUCCCUUUCUUCGAUGGUUUGAAUGUGAGGAGUUUGGCUUGUCCCAGUUUUGCCAAAUGUGGAGCAGCAAAUUAAGCGGUUACCUGGAUGUAACUCUAGUUCUAUUGGCCCUCGACACAACCUCAGUCCAGGCUGGCUGGACUAAACGGGAUGCUUCCAAGGUGAUUUAUUUACACGCAGCAGAUUUAUUUUUUAUUUCUCAUGUCUUACUGAAAAAUAUGUCAAAAUUGUUUGAGUUAUUGUACCUUUGCAGAAGAAUGUAGAGCUCAUUGAGGGCUGUCUCUUGAGAAAAAACAAAGAAAAUCGAGUUGGAACAAAUUUGAACCAACAUUCUUUUCCCACAUUCGAGCGAAUGUUCAAAUUUGGAAUAUAAAGUGAGAGCCCUAUUAAGGACCAAAGCAUAUUUGUGGAUGUUAUGUCAGAGACGUGAAUUUAAUUUCCUAGAAAUGAACUAAUUACUUCUAAUUUGAGGAAAUGAAAGUAGCAGAGAGCUACUCGUAGCCAAUAGCCGACAACAUGUCAGUCUUAUGGCCCUUGUUAUUACUGUGUGCAGCUCAACAAAGCCUCCUGCGGCGUGUUCCCUCUCAGUCAGUUCAGUGAACAGAAGACUUGUCUUUUUAAGCGUCCACUCACUUUGAGUUUAACCUCCUAAACAAAGUGGUUUAGAGAAUCUGGAUAAACUGUCGUUUACUUAUAAAUGAUGGCCGAAACUACAAUAAUGAGAUGCACGCUGUAACGCAUGCAUUAUUGCGGACUAAUCCUCUGAAUGUAGCAGGUCUGACCUGAGUGACUUCACAGGGUAGAGAGCUGGACUUGAACCAGCCUCUUCCAUACUUCACUUUAAAAUCAAAUAACCGCGUGGAAAAGCUUCACAGGACUCCACAGAGGUAGAGCAGUUUUACACAGAGGGAGAGAAUAUAUCCAUCGCCAGGAAUUAAGUUUCCCCAGAUGUGGCCCGGUGCGCCAGCGCCAAAGAAUAUUUUGUGUGUUUGGUUCAGUCGGUAGGCCAGAGAGGCACCACUGAGUCGUGUCAGUCGAGUCAACAAGUUGAUGAUUUCUUCAUCGUCCUGUCGGCCGGUUAACGUUGGCUCUGUGUUUUUCUGCCGUCUUUUUGUUUGGCAGCUGCUUCGCCAUGUUGAAGAAAAGAAAAGACGGCCGUAUUAAAACAAACAGCCUCAUUUGAUUCACUCUGAGAAUGAAUCAAAUCAAUCCUGGUCACGGUAGUUACACUUCUUUCAGGAACUUGAUCAAUGACUUCAAAUAUUUUGACAUCAGGCGCAGCAACAGCUGUUAUUCCUAAAAAAGAUUAGCCACCCUGAUUAUGUGGUCGCACUACACAAACCAUAUUAUAGCUCGGAUUGGGGACUGGAGGAAAUACUCCCUUUUUCACUGUAGCUGUCUUGAGAAAAGUUCUGGAGAUAAUAACCAAGGAGAAGACAAAAACCAUCACUUUUAGUACAUUCACAUGAAAUAUGACUGACGGUGUGUGAAGCCUCGGUUGUGCAGCAUUUCUUUAUUGUUUUGGUUUGGCUAAAACAUCUCUUCAUUUCAAGAUUAAAUCAGACAUUUUGGGAUAUCCAUGUGUUUGCUGUCAAACCCUCAGCUCUAGUGCACGGGGAGAUGCUCUCAAGUUCACAUUUGACAUGGUCACAAGCCGUCUUUCCAUUCACACAUUAUUAAGCAAAUUUUGAAGUAUGGCGGUAUGGAAAUGACAAAAUUAGAUUGGAAAAAAAAAAAUCCUCAAUUAAGCAAACAGUUUUUACGCUCGCUUGAGGCGGUGUUUGUGUAAAGCGUUCAGGCGCUACAUGGGAUACGAAAUGUUCUUGCCGAAUACAUUUUGACGUAGCGAACAUUGAACUCGCAUGACUGAUCAGCUUUCUGCUUUUGGCAUCUUCUCUGAUUUUCUCCCAAAUUUUCGUCUUCGUCUCCGGACAGCAUGAAACAUGGCCGAUACUAGUCGACAUGAAAGAACAGCUAAAACUUGCUCAAGUGAAACAAAUUCCUGAAGACCUCUCUCCAUUUCUCUAUCGCACAAUUCUCGCGGUGUCACGAGAUCACGCCAGAAUAGCGGGACCUCGUAUCAUGUGAGAAAUCAAUCGUGUCGGGCUUCAAGUAAUGCGUUUGACCUGCUGGUGCACGGACCAAUCAGCAUCCUGCGAGGCAGCUAGGGGUGUGGCUUAGUGCGUGGGAGACGACACACUUUUUUUGAAGUGCCUACCUUUUUCCAAUGACGGCUUGUCAGAUGUUUCUGUUUAACAAACCAUGUGGUGUGUCGUUAGGGUAGAUGGCCCAGGUGACUUGUUUUGUUGUUGUUGUUCUUCUUCUCUGUUUACUGGCGGAUCACAGCCAUGCGUAGCCUAAAGCGCCAACUUCUGACCAAACUACUCUGUAGCCGAGUUCAUUUGCUCCAAACCGGUCAAUACAGACGCACUAAAUGCGCAAUUCCUUUUUGCAACAUUUCCAAAGUUUGUUUAAAAUUUGCUUGACAAUUGAAUGGAAAAACGGCUGCAAUACAAGUACAAGUCCUUUUUUAUUUAAUUUAAAUAAUCCACAGCUAAGCUAAUGACAGCCCCACGAUGUCUUAACAGUUUCACACGUGUUUAGACACUGUGGUAAUAGCCUAGCUUAGCACAAAGACUGGAACACACAUUCACAUUUGAUGGAGCUUGGCGAGCACUUUCCCCUGCUCAACAAAUUCUGGGCCUGUCUCUUACUGGAGAGGUCUGUACAACAUCUUCCAGAUCUUCUCAUCCGACUGGUUCAGUGCCAAAAGAAGCCUUUCUCGCAACUGUGUCUUUUCUAUUUCAAAGUUUUACGAUUUCACUUCCAUUCCAUUAGCUUUCUUUGAUGCCAAUGACAUUUCGUCUUUUUUAUUUGAUCUUUUUGUUCAAUGUUUUUGCACACACGGGUACAGGGCCAUACUAGUUUAUUUCAAUAUAUUUUAUAAGGUUUUUUUUGCUCACGGCGAAUGUAUUUUUGAACGCUCGGCUAUUUACAAUAUGUUGUGUUGUGUUUCUUCUGUAUUAAUCUGCCGUCUGUCUACGUUCAUGACCAGCUUGUGGGUUAUAUUUUGUCCAUAAUUCCCAAACGGAGUCUUCAUGUAGCUUCAUGUUUACCUCACCAUGCAUUCUCUCGUUUUUAUAUUUCACUGAUGAACAUGGAUCCAUUCAUUCGCUUAUUUUCAAUACGUUUGUGGAGACGCGUCAUUCCUGUAAACAUUGCGUUUAGCAAAGCAAAUAAUUAUGAAUUCCAUAUCAUAUGUUACUCAGUUUCCUCAGUAUCCCAUGUGUUAUCAGAAUUAUGGAAUUAUAAUAAUUAGGUGAAGUUCUCCAGCUCAUGAGAUGGAUUACUGUUAGAAUCUCAUAGUUAUGAGUCACAAUUCUGAGAUAUGGAAGCUCUAAACGUGAAUGCACAGAAUGAAUAAUAUGUGAGAACGUGAUGAAGGCAAACUCAGUAGCUCUUACCUGAAGUUGUUCUCAAUGACUGAAUUACUGUUGCCUUUUCUCUUUUCCUUACACGUUUGUGAACGGUUUGUCUGCUGAGGGGUUCAUGGUUGAUGAACGAUUGCCAAAUAAUCACUGAAGCACAUUAUUGUAUGAUAAAGCCAAGGGAAACGUAAAGCCAUUAUCAAUAUGUGACUGACCACAUGACAAAGAGACGGCUGGUGGAUGUGAAAGCUCACAGCAGAGGAAGUUGUCAAACGUGUGCUAUUCAGUAUCUCUGCCGUGUAUAUAUAAAAUGCAUUAGGUUUGACCCUUUAUUCUAUUGGACCUGCUCAUUUUGUGUUCAUUUUCCACAUCUUUAAAGAUGAUGUCAAGCCAGAAUGGAUUUGUUUCUUUUUUUGAUGAUGUUUUAGAAAUGCAGGGAAACGUUAAAAUGUGUUUACAAGACGCCACCAGUACGUAAGCAGAGAGCGGCUUUGUUCGCAAAAUGUUUUUGUCAUGAAAAUUGGAUGUUUAUUCCGUUAUCUCGGGAAAAUGAGGUGUCUGAUGAUUUGAAAACAAGCUUGUUUUCUCAUGAGAAUUUGAGAUUUAUUCCUUUAAGAAAGCCAGAUCUUUGUUCAGCUCUCUUGAGGAAAACAAAACCUUUUGGCGGCUCGUUUCUUGAGAAAACGAGAUGUUUAUCGCGUUAUCUUCAGACAAAAAAAAGUAACUUUAUUAUAAAUCUUGAGAUCUUUAAAUAAUCAAAAUGGAAAAAAUAAUUUGUCCGCUCUCAUCUUCCAUACAUGAGUGUAAUUACUAACAUUUUAUUUUCUCGUGAUCACUGACUCAUUUUUGAUAAGUUUAGUUUCCUCAUCAUCAGAAAAUGAUUUCAUGUCUGCAUAACUCAAAUCGUCUAACCAUCAUUGGCUAAAAGCAUUAGGGAAUCACUGCCUGGUGUCUGGUAUUUCGAGGGGAUUAGCAUCGUGCACCGUCAUGCAGAAACCGUUUGGGUUAUUCACAAAAACAAUGAUUCAGCAAUCAUUGGAAGUCAAAUCGAAGGCCUCUCUUGAGGUCUGCAGUGAUGACUAGAAUUGUUCUUGUGACAAUGUAGUGCAAACUGAUGAGUCAGUGUCCAGUAUGUCAGUGAAGCAUUAUCUAGAUUUGGUGAUUUUGUAACUGUAAUUUGGAGUUGCUGACGUCGGUAAUUCUAAAGUGAGCUGUUCUGUCCUUGAAACAGAUUGUGUUGAAGAUGGAUUUGUGUUUGCGGUGUCUGAUGAGCAGAAUGACGGGAGGAGACACUUGCCGUGUGCCAACUCAACAUUGUACCAAUGCACUUUAAAAAAGAUAUUUUUACUUGCAGAGAAUAAAUAAUAAAUAAAAGAACCAAAUUGAUCUCGCUGGUGUUUGAGUCAAUCGAUGUUGUCUAAUCGUUAUGUGUAUUUCAUAGGAGCGAGCUGCACUGCAGUUACGGUGUAAUACCGUCAUUCCGCAUGUAGGGAGCACUCACUGAUCAAAGCUGGAGCCGGGUUUAGCCAGCGGUUCAGUCCGUGUGGGUCCCUCAGAGCCGGCUGCCCCAUCUGCACAUCACAUUUCUCACAGCUCCGCCUUCGCCUCGGGGAUGCACAACAAGUUCGGCUUGGCUUCUGCACCACGUAUUUGUAAAAGGUGAAAUCAUUUUAUUUUUUUUUUGUUUUUUUUUAUUUUUAAAAAUCAGAUGGCAAAAUGCACGCUGAUAAAAUUCCUGCCCGUGUUAAACAGUGCUUUGGCAAGAAAAGUCUUUUUUUCCAAACUUACCUCAGUGAUUGUUCCAAUACCCGUUGUAGAUUAAGUCCUUAAGCUUGAGCACACUGACCACAAAUCAGCCAUUUUUCACAACAUUAUUGUUUUACGCCUUUGGAUUCCAGUAAACCUUGUAAACUUUUUUUGGUUUUCCAUUUGCAGAAAUUGUGGAUAUUAUCAGGUUCUUUUUGCGGUAAUGCCUCAGUUAAGGUUUCAAGCGAGAAGGUGGAGUUGAAACCCUUCAGACCACUGAUUGGUCAGAGAGAAUUGUCACUAGAAUCACUAAAACUGAUACCAAACGUGAAUCGAGUUGAGCCGAGCUGUACAAUGCAGUAGAAAUUCAGUAAAAACAUUGUAUGCAAUGCCAUACGCAGUGACAGACUCGGGCUGUGGAGCACCAGCGCACAGAAAGUUUUCUACAGCAGCCUCUAUAACACUGCAUCUCCUCUCCACGGGAAGGGCUUUUGUCAUUUUUGUCAUGUUUAUACAUGGAGAGCCCUCUGGUUGCCCCACCCAGAGGGUUCAUCACGUUUUCUCCACUGGAGGGGCGCCUCAUUACAUUUUCUCCACUGGAGGGGCACCCUAGAUGACACAUUAUGCCCAUAGGGCAUUAGGGCACUUUUGCUGCAUUUCUUUUAAACAUCAUGGGGGGCGGGCCUUUAGUUCUGUUCCCACCAAAACUGACUAGAAACUUGAAACUAGAGAGCACUGUUUUUCACCCUGGUGUUAAGUUACUUUUUAAUUAAAAGAAUAAAAUGCACUUAAAGUAUAAAAAGGAGAAGUACUCUGAAUGGUUACUCGGUUAUAUUUGUAUAUUAAACUAUUGGAAUGAUGUCACUGAUGCAUUUAUGUUAGCAGCAUGCUGUAUUCUUGUGGGCCCAUGUUCUGCUGGUAAAUCUUAAUCUGCAGUCAUUUCUGUAGUGCAGUAUAAAGUACAAUAUUUGUCUCUACAAUGUAGAGGAGUAGAGGUACAACUAAUGAAUGUUGCAUUGUGGGAAGUGUAGGAUCCAGGAUUUUUGAAGGAUUCUUGACACGACUUAGGAACUAAAGGUCAUGGCUCAGGCCCUGCUGCAGAAUGAAAUCAAGAAUGAGGUGCAAGUCCUUGUCAGCUUUAUGGAUGAGAGGAAGGUUACAAAAAACCCACUAAAGGAAUACAAACGCAGCAGAAAGAUCUUCACAUCGACUGUACUGCAGUCCAAACACUUUCAACCGCUGGAAAUACACACCGAUCCCUCAGUACUACAGUUUCCAUGUACACCGCCGCGUGUUGCAGCGAAGCAAGGCUCGCCAUGCCUCACCUCUGCGCUGAUUUGGUUUCCAGAGCGUCAGCGAGUGCUUUUCAUCUUAGUCAUCCGCCGUAACUCUGCCAAUACACCCACAACAAAGCCGACGCACACAGCAACACAUCAGUCAGGGUGCAUGGGAGUCCAAACACUGCGAAGCCACACGCAGACUAAACACCACACACACACACACAGUAAACACGUUCCUCAGCCAUCCCCUGCAGCUCACAGACACACAAACAGCUCGGCCUGCGUACUCUGGAUGAAUCAUUUAGAAUACAGUAUUUCAAUUAAAAUCUAUUAUUUCCAAUGUGGGAAUGUACUCCCAUUUCAAGAUGGCACGGAUCACAGUAAACAAUGCCAAGGCUGCCAUCGACAGAAUACACAUAUAGUCAAACAAGAUUUGCCUGAUGCACUGGGGGGAGGGGACUAUGCCUAACGAGCGACUUACAUUGCAGCCCGGCUGCAGAGCUCUCCCUCAAUAGUGCACCUAUUUAAAUAAAAAAAAAUAAAAAUAAAAAAAAAAAAAAGUUUCCCUCAUAAGCUACUUAAAGCAUGGUUGAAAACAAAAUACCGAAGUUACUCUUUCAUAUUUUGUAACAUAGUCAAGUUUCUUUAAGAAAGGGCUUUGAGACUUUUCUUGAUGUGUGCCAUAACAUUUUCCACCCGUUUACCGUCGCCCCAAUGAGUGCAGUGGUGGUUUGGCAGAGUUCCACUGGAUCAACCCUUUGCCAAUAAUGACAGGAAGCCUGAGGCCCUAGACUGUGCACCUGAGAGUGCAACAUACCUUUUAGGAGCCAAAUGCAAUUCCUGCUCAGUCUGGUUGUAUCUCAUUAUCAUAAAUAUUGUUUUAAAAUAAUGUUUCAUAGAUUGCAGACCAGAAUGGCACAAAAGUUGCAGCCCAGCAGACCGCGUUCAUUCAUGAGCUAGUAGGCUUACCCAGAUGCUCAAGGCUGGAUUAUUCGAAUUAUUGCCCCAGGGGCCACAGAUCCCCAUCUGCCUCAACAUCCACGUUCUCUGUGUGUCACUUGGUUCUUGGUAUUUGGUUUGUUUUUGUGGAACAUGCAGGUUUGAAGUACAAUAUCAACUGAAGGUGUAUAGGGGCAUUAAGGUCCUUGACCUUGUGGCCCUGUGUUGGAGGAGCCUCAUGUCAAAUCUACUUUUAAGGGCUAAUAUUCAUUUGAGCCUCUGGUAACGGGACGGGCAGGUGAAGCCAACUUCUUGGGUCAUUUCACAGCUCAGUUAGUCUCCGCCCACACAUAGAUGCUGUCAGCUUUGAGCGCCUCAUUGGAUGCAAACCACGGACUGUGAAUGUGAUUCUCCCAUAUUCUUCACGAAUCUAAACAUCUGUGUCUUUUGACUCCCAGCACUGAUGCUGUGUGUGUUUGGUAAAGAUUGUUAUCUGCUUAGAAAGUGUUGUUUCCCAGAGUUUCAGGGUGUUUUUUUUAUUGGGCACUUUAUACGAGUCAUGCCUCACAAUAAUCAAGGAGCUUGAGACACAAACAAAGAGCCAUCUGCAGAGAGCUGAUUGCUUCCUGAUCUGAAGAUCAAGGAGGAGUUAAUUGGCUGGAGACAAACACACUUAGAGGUGUGUGUGUGUGUGUGUGUGUGUGUGUGUGUGUGUGUGUGUGUGUGCAGGAGGUUGUAGGCAUCCAACACCUGUGUUGUAAUUUACAUACCGUCAGAUUGUAUGAAAUGUCAAACUCGACAACUUUGAGCCGAUUGCCUGCAUACUUCGCUGCUUGUUUUUUAAAUUUAAAUAAAGUGUUUUGCGGCACCUGCACUCUACUGAGUGCACCUCUCUAGUUGCCCAACGUUUUUUCCUUUUAAAUAACUGGAAUACAAAAAUCCUAAUAUUCUUUUCAAAAGCACUGGGAGCAUCUUUCUCAUUGGAAACCAGACUUCCUGAAAAAUCGGCCAUUUGGACGAUAGUGCCAAUAUGUAGGGUGCACAUGAAUUAGUCCUCACGUGUGCACCCACACUGACAGCUCACCAGCGCACCCACAUUCACACAGCAGGGGGGCGUUUAAGGUUCAGGGAAAACAAAAGUUUUAAGAGGAAAACGUGGGAGCCAUUAAGUGUGAAAACUGUGAGAAAACACAUUUUGGGCAUCAGAAGGCGUGUUUCAGGCUGCCUCGUCUCCGGGCCGCGUUCAAUGAGGUUCAGUAAUGUGAAUACUGCACUUCACGUUUCCAAAGCACUACAGGGCGUUAUUUUUCAAUGGUUUGGUCGCAGCAGGUGCGCAUCUCCAAUCAACAAAUCCGGGACCUCUACCGCUGCCAAGUCGAACUUGUCUCAACUUUUCAACGUGAACGUAUCUCCUUUCAAACGGUCACCAUUACAACUCUGUGCCUUUUUCUCUUGAUGGGGUGGGACACAAUUUCGGGCAGUGGUGGAGGAAGUACUCCUAAGGUAAAAGUAACAAUACCACAGUUGAGAGAUUACUUCAAGUAAAAAUCCUGCAUUUAAAAAUACACAUUCGUAAAAGUAUUCUUUAUACAGGAUAGUCCAUUUCAGAACGUUAAGUUAAGGAGCCAUCAAGGUCCCUGUGAAGGACCAGGGUACGCAUAAAGCCGGGAGAGCGAGCAAAGGUGAAGAAAUACGGAUACUUUACAAGAAUUAAGAUGGGUAACAAAAUGAAGCAGAAGUGACUAAUUAAAAUAGCUAUAUAAACUUCACAUAAUUGCUCUGGAGUCUAAGCACAACUUAACUAAACAGAACUUAAUUUAAAACAAUGUAGUAAGUGCUCUUCUGACCAAGAUCUCCUAAAGGCAUGAAUAUAUAUACUAUGCUGGCCAGUCCAUAGUUGAUUGCAGGGGAGAGAAGACAUUCCUCUUCUUCAAACAGUGUGGUGCAGAUGUAGGGGCUCCUGAGAACACCCCUCUGGCUGUAGUAGAAUGGCACAGUCCAAUUUCUACUUGUAUAUCUCUAUCUGUAGCUGUCCUGUUCACCACUAUGUUAUGAAUGUGUAUAGUUUUGCAUCGUAUUACAAAUACUACAAAUACUUUAGUUUAAUUUUGUGCACUUGGAAUCACUCUGCAAAAAAGAGCAAACAAAUAAAUGUGAGAAGAGUUUUGAAAAAUAGUCAAUUUUAGAGAAGUGUGAGACACAAAAUGACCAUAAAGAGACACACAACCACAGAGAGAUGUGUAACGAGGACAAGGAGAGAGGACAACCAAAAGAGGCCAAACAGCUUAACAGUCUGUGCAUCUUGCUGCUAUGAAGGACUGUUAAAAACAGUUUUCAGUUAGGUGUGUAAAAAUGUCGCAUGUUCACACUGGAAAAAUACAAUAUUUCUGCCUGCAGAAUAAAAUAAAACCUUUUUUGCAUGCGAUAUCAAUGUUGAAAAGCAUUCCUCCAGUAUUAGAGCUGUACUGGUGUGUUAUUCGCUAUAGUUAGUAGUUCUUUUUUAGGAUUAAAAGCACUGUUACGUCCCCUUUUCUAUUACUCUAGAGCACAUGU
Messenger RNA from Anarrhichthys ocellatus (wolf-eel), 11499 nucleotides. It is a transcript of the gene cunh11orf24, whose product is annotated as chromosome unknown C11orf24 homolog. The coding region runs from base 267 to 1307 and encodes 346 amino acids. The transcript has 3 exons. NCBI's taxonomy places the organism in Eukaryota, Metazoa, Chordata, Actinopteri, Perciformes, Anarhichadidae. The record is from RefSeq and is a predicted model, not a curated record.